UCAACUUAAAACAUAAAAUAUAUUCCAUAUUUUUGCGUUUGUUGAAGGCUUUUAUAAUGACGUUUUGCUCUGCUUCAGAACAAUAAUUUGGCAACAGACAUGCUAGGUUGCUAUCUGUCUAUAAUUUAAUGUGAGUUAGAAAAAUUACAAGAUGAAGACUAUGAUUCUUGUGUCGGUUUUAUUGACGGGUCUUCUGUUAAAAGUCAAAGCCUCUUUACGUACAUGUACAAAUAUGGACAACUUCAGCUUCCUUCGCAGGAAUAAAAAAAUAAUGGGUCGAGGUAUAGACGUCAUAGAAGACACUGGACUGGUGGAAUGUGCGGCAGAAUGUAAACUUCGUAAAAAGUGCAAAUCACUCAGCUUUGUGCAUUCCAGUGGAAGAUGUUUGCUUUAUGAAAAUGCCAUCGGACAAGGCGGGAACGCCGUCUUUGAUUCACUUGGAACUGAUAUAAGCAACAUACAAGACUGGCCCUCGAGAAUCGCUGGUCCUUGUAAAAACCAUGGCUGUUCCGACUACGAAGUGUGUAAACCGACGAGCAGAUACUCGAAGGAAUGCGUCACAGCAUACUGUCCAAGCCCUCCAACUGUUGACCACGCCCAGGCUACCUUCGUGACAACCUACGAGACGACAAAAGUAGGAAGUCAACUGUCCUACACGUGUGAUGUCAACUUCCACCCAGUAGGUAACAGAACCUGUCUACCAGACGGAACGUGGUCUGACUUCAGAUGUGAACCUGUAUGUCCUCCACCGCCUACUGUUGCGAAUGCUGACCCACAAUUUGACCUGAACAACCUGAACACGUCAGCCGGAGUCGUCCUCGAAUACACGUGUCACCAGUACUAUGGCCCAGUGGGAGAAAUGAGAUGUCAAAAUGAUGCAACCUGGACGUCGUUUUCUUGCAGGAGAACAAACUGCCCUCAGCCACCUCACGUAUUGGAUGCUGUCGCUAACUUUGAUGUGAACAAUCCAGUCACAUCAGUUGGGUCUGUCCUCAGUUACACGUGUAACCAGUACUAUGGACCAACAGGAGAAAUGAGAUGUCAAAGCGAUGGGACCUGGGCCAGAUUUGCUUGCGAGAGAACAAACUGCUCUCAACCACCUCACGUAUUGGAUGCUGUCGCUAACUUUGAUGUGAGCAAUUCAGAUACGUCAGUUGGGUCUGUCCUCAGUUACACGUGUAACCAGUACUAUGGACCAACAGGAGAAAUGAGAUGUCAACGCGAUGGGACCUGGGCCAGAUUUGCUUGCGAGAGAACAAACUGCCCUCCACCACCUGUCGUUACGAACGCUAGCCCAGACUUUGAUAUAGAUGAGCCUGACACAUCGAUUGGAGUCGUUCUCAGUUACACCUGUAGUCAGAACUAUGUGGGAGUUGGAGAAAUGAGAUGUCAGAGCAAUGGUGCCUGGACAAGCUUUUCUUGUACAUACACUAUAUGUCCUGCUUCGACAUACUAUGACCCAGCGAGGACCAAGUGCUACUCGUUAACCACUGAAGAGGUGAAGUGGUCAAAAGCGAAGAACAAGUGUGCUAAAACUGGCUUUUUAACGGACAUCAAAAAAGAAGAGGACUAUAAUUUUAUAGCAAGCAUUGUAACACCCAACAUUAAUUACUGGAUUGGCCUAUCGGACAAACAGAUAGAGGGCGUCUGGCAGUGGAUCGACGGAACUACCGACGGCUUUAUUCCGUGGAAAGCCGGGGAAACUGAAGGACAAAGAAGCCAAAACUGUGCUAGUUGGCACAAGAGUGGGCAGAUCAAGGAUAAAAGCUGCAACGGAGACGAAUAUGGAUACAUCUGUCGAGUUAAUCCAGUGAGAUGUAUUGCGCCACCCGUUAUCUCCUCAGCGCAUCCAGACUUCGACCCAGCCACAGCUGAUCGGUCUAUAGGCACCAGGUUGACCUACACGUGUAAACUCCCGUCUUACGAAUCAAGCGCGGCGACGUGUAACACCGAUGGGACCUGGUCGGUAGAAAACAGAUGCUCGGUGUUCGGUGCUCAAGGGUAGCUACAAGUACGCACUGUACUCGAUUCCAGCACACGUUUCUUUCCACCAAAGCUGCAAGAAAACAAGAAAAAAAGGAAGAAAAAACCGACCAAAAAAACCACACAAACAAACAAAAACAAAAAAACCCCACAACCACACAGACAUUUUAAGACUAUAAAUACUGUAUUUCCUCGGGGCGCAAAUUCAUUUCAAAAUGGUCGCAGAUCCGGCGCUUAUUGGAGACCCCGCCUUUAUUUUUUAAAACCAAUUUUAGAAAUUAAAUCUAAAAACUACAAACUUACAAUUUGUUUGUUUUUUUACUUUAAUUUCGAACUGUUACAAAA
Gigantopelta aegis is the source of this 2328-nucleotide messenger RNA. RefSeq names its product sushi, von Willebrand factor type A, EGF and pentraxin domain-containing protein 1-like. The record is from RefSeq and is a predicted model, not a curated record. NCBI's taxonomy places the organism in Eukaryota, Metazoa, Mollusca, Gastropoda, Neomphalida, Peltospiridae. Bases 152 to 2005 code for a protein of 617 amino acids. The transcript is spliced from 10 exons.